AUGACGUACUGCCACCAAUUUUUGAGCAACCUUUCAUCCUUGACCCGAUUCCGUCUUCACACCGGUAAUGUCAAUGGAUACACCCAGUUGAAGGUUCGUCGAUUCGAAACGUCAGCAGAAGAGCUAUCCGCAUGUCUCGACCUCCAGUUAAGCUCAAAUCCAAUCGCUGCGGAUUUCAAAGAAAACAGCUGCUUGUUGCUAUGCGACAAUGAUCAUAUGGACAACUAUGAGAGAGAUGAAAUCAAAAUAACAAUGAAGGUUUUUCUGUCAGCAUGGGAUGUUCAACAGAUUGACCAGGCUGUAACUAGUUUAAAGGAACAACUCAAGACUAAAGAUAUUGAGGUUCUCAUUCUGUCUUUCCCUGAACUAGACCUUAUUGACGGAGAAUCUGAAGACGAUGAACACCGUCGUUGGUUCGAAAAAGUGAAGCCUUUGUACACGUACAUGGAAAAACUUGUUGAAACUUCGGAGAUAGCUUCAAUUGGAGUUUCUGAUUUCUCUGCACGUCAACUAAAAGAAGUUCUUGAGCAUUUUGAUGUUAAACCUAGUAUCAAUCAUGUACGACUUGACGGAUGCUGUCAAGUCCCCCCAGAAUUGCAAGCUCUAGCCAAUGACCAUGAUGUUCAACUUCUAGUUCACAAUGAUCCUACCCCGUUCCCAACUAAUAAUAUUUUCAAGACAUUUUGUGAGAUUGACAGUGGAUGCCAAAAAGCAGUGUGCAGCCCUCUUUUCGAGACAACAUGGCUGUCUCGCUAUUCGGUAUGGGUACGCAAACGUUCCAUUAUGACUUCCAAAGGAUAUAUUGUCCAAUUCAUAAGAAAACAUGACUGA
This is a messenger RNA of Caenorhabditis remanei, 831 nucleotides long. RefSeq lists its product as uncharacterized. Gene Ontology annotation, cellular component: glutamate-cysteine ligase complex. NCBI's taxonomy places the organism in Eukaryota, Metazoa, Nematoda, Chromadorea, Rhabditida, Rhabditidae. Gene Ontology annotation, molecular function: glutamate-cysteine ligase catalytic subunit binding; enzyme regulator activity. Bases 1 to 831 code for a protein of 276 amino acids. The record is from RefSeq and is a predicted model, not a curated record. Gene Ontology annotation, biological process: glutathione biosynthetic process. The transcript is spliced from 5 exons.